UCCAAUAACAGUGCAUAAACCGAAUUGCAGGCAGAGAUCAAUUGUAAGGAGGAAACAGAAAAACUUAAAGAAGGUUCGGUUCCAGAAGAGAAAAAGAUUGAAUAACAUUAACAGAAGAAUGAGGAAACUUAAAGAAGAGAUGGAAGUAGUCGCCAGGGAACAGAAAAGUGUCAAAAAAGGGCAGGAGGAAAUAAGAGAAAGACUAAAAACAGUUGGGGCUGAAUGCGAUCAGCUGAGGAAGGAAACAGAGAUCAUAUUGCAACAGAGAGCCGCAACCCUGCUCCGCCUCAAUCCUAUCAUUGAAGUUUUGAAGGCAAAGAAAGACAACAACGUCUCCAAAGUCACCAGCCUUAUUCUGUCUCUGCGUGAUCUUAUGACGAAGCAGAGCAAGCCACAGUAAUUAAGUUUCAGUUGGAUCCUAAGAAAAAUGGAAGAUAUAUAUAUAUAUAUAUAUUUUUUUUUUUUUGAGGUCAUUUGUAUGAAUUAUUAAUUAUAUUAUAAGUUGCAGUUGUACUUUAUAUGGAUUUGUGUUUACUUUAGUUAUUACGAUGGACCUGGUUGAACUAGCAAAUUAAGGUCUCAAACGGAGUACCAAUUGGCCUGCAUGGUCUCGCUAAAAAUCAACAUUUCUUUGCUUGUACUCCUAAUUACAUUCUGAUAACUAGGAAUGGGAUGGAAUACUUUUUAUACUCCUUUUAAUAAAAUUUAUAAUCUUCC
Rubroshorea leprosula is the source of this 717-nucleotide messenger RNA. The record is from the annotation of a GenBank genome assembly. Lineage: Eukaryota; Viridiplantae; Streptophyta; Magnoliopsida; Malvales; Dipterocarpaceae.